CUGGUGUUUUCAUUUGUUCUUGAAGGUUUCCUCCCCCUUUAGUUUGUGUUCCUUCUCUAAAAGUGACUCGGUGUGCUGCAGUGUGUCAGUGUGUGUGUUUGUGCGACAACAUUCAGUCAUGAAGAUCCUGGUGCUGCUGCUGGCCCUCCUCCCAGUCUCUCAAUGUGAGAGGAGAAUCACUGGACGAAGAGGUCUGGACAUCACUCUGCCCUGUAAUUAUGACAUAAAAACCAACGGACCUACAGAGGUGUGUUGGGGUCGAGGCGAUCUUCCUUUCAGAGGCUGCAGUGACCAGGUCCUCGCCACAGACGGACAUCAAGUGAAAGAAGACACCAGAGUUUCCAGCAGGUAUCAGCUGAAGGGACGACUGGAUGAAGGAGACGUUUCUCUCACCAUCAUGAACAUCACAGAUGAAGAUACUGGACUGUACGGAUGCAGAGUGCAGGUUCCUGGACUGUUCAAUGAUCUGAAAGAUCAUGUCCUAUUGACUGUUAAAGCAGGCUCUGACUGCGAUGAUGAUGGAGUCAUUGCGUAUGUUGGGGAGGAAGUUACUCUGCCCUGUAGAUACAACGUAACCAGCGGGAGGAUCCCAAUGUGCUGGAACCGUGGAGCACUAACCACCAUAGGCUGCGUAAAUACGCUCCUCGCCACAGACGGAUCCAUAGUGAAAGAAGAAAAGAGAGUUUCCAGCAGGUAUCAGCUGCUGGGGCGUCUGGAUGAAGGAGACGUGUCUCUGACCAUCAAGAAUGUUCAGGAGGAUGACUCCGGAAUGUACGCAUGCAGAGUGGAGAUCCCUGGAUUAUUCAAUGAUGAGAUCCGUUAUGUGGAUCUGUCAGUGGUUAAAGCUUCAACUUCAACCACUGGACAAACACAACAGAGCAGCAACGCAAACUGCAGAAAAGGCAGCAGAAAGUGAAAAGUGAAGAUGAAGAUGACCACUGCUGUGAAAACUAGAUGAAGAAUUGCAGAGAAGGUUCUGUUUCUCAUCUAAAUAAAGGUCUCAAUCCAGA
Oryzias melastigma (Indian medaka) is the source of this 1010-nucleotide messenger RNA. Its product is annotated as hepatitis A virus cellular receptor 1. The transcript is spliced from 4 exons. Bases 119 to 916 code for a protein of 265 amino acids. Lineage: Eukaryota; Metazoa; Chordata; Actinopteri; Beloniformes; Adrianichthyidae. The record is from RefSeq and is a predicted model, not a curated record.